AUGGCAGAGUCCCACUUGCAAGCAUCCCUCAUUACAGCCUCACAGUUUUUCGAGAUCUGGCUCCAUUUCGACGUUGAUGGAAGUGGUUACCUGGAAGGUAAGGAGCUACAGAACUUGAUCCAGGAGCUGCAGCAGGCGCGGAAGAAGGCUGGAUUGGAUUUGUCACCUGAAAUGAAAACUUUUGUGGAUCAAUAUGGGCAGAGUGAUGAUGGGAAAAUAGGAAUGGUAGAGUUGGCUCAUGUACUACCAACAGAAGAGAACUUCCUGCUUCUCUUUAGAUGUCAGCAGCUGAAGUCAUGUGAGGAAUUCAUGCAGACAUGGAGAAAGUAUGACACCGAUCAUAGUGGCUUCAUAGAAACUGAGGAACUGAAGAACUUUCUAAAGGACUUGCUAGAAAAAGCAAACAAGACUUUUGAUGACACGAAAUUAGCUGAAUAUACAGACUUGAUGCUGAAAAUGUUUGACUCAAACAAUGAUGGAAAGCUGGAAUUAACUGAAAUGGCCAGGUUGCUACCAGUUCAAGAGAAUUUCCUGCUUAAAUUUCAGGGAGUCAAAAUGUGUGGGAAAGAGUUCAAUAAAGCUUUUGAGUUAUAUGAUCAGGAUGGCAAUGGAUACAUAGAUGAAAAUGAAUUAGAUGCUUUACUGAAAGAUCUCUGUGAAAAGAACAAGCAGGAUCUGGACGUUAACAACAUUUCAACAUACAAAAAAAGCAUCAUGGCUUUGUCGGAUGGUGGCAAGCUGUACCGAACAGAUCUGGCUCUCAUCCUCUGCGCUGGCGAUAACUAGAGACCCACAAUUAUAUCCACUCACUAGUGAUACAUCGUAUCUAUAUAACUGUGCACUAUUAAGGGAGUAGGCUGUACUUUCUUUUAUAUCUGUAAAUUUACCUGCAUAUAUAUGAUUAUCCAGGAUGUGUGGCACAUUCUUUUCAGUUUGUUUCUAUACUGUUUGUAAUGUACAGUUUUUGUAACUCUAUGAUCAAUUGAUAAGAAGAAUGUCUCUGUCUGGGUCAGUCUGUAAAUUCAA
Vombatus ursinus (common wombat) is the source of this 1026-nucleotide messenger RNA. RefSeq names its product calbindin 1 (gene CALB1). The record is from RefSeq and is a predicted model, not a curated record. Gene Ontology annotation, cellular component: synapse; dendritic spine; cytosol. Gene Ontology annotation, biological process: regulation of long-term synaptic potentiation; regulation of presynaptic cytosolic calcium ion concentration. The transcript has 11 exons. The coding region runs from base 1 to 786 and encodes 261 amino acids. NCBI's taxonomy places the organism in Eukaryota, Metazoa, Chordata, Mammalia, Diprotodontia, Vombatidae. Gene Ontology annotation, molecular function: calcium ion binding.